Messenger RNA from Hyalella azteca, 918 nucleotides. RefSeq names its product cytochrome P450 2D14-like. The transcript has 4 exons. Gene Ontology annotation, biological process: xenobiotic metabolic process. Gene Ontology annotation, molecular function: iron ion binding; oxidoreductase activity, acting on paired donors, with incorporation or reduction of molecular oxygen, reduced flavin or flavoprotein as one donor, and incorporation of one atom of oxygen; heme binding. Bases 129 to 551 code for a protein of 140 amino acids. Gene Ontology annotation, cellular component: intracellular membrane-bounded organelle; cytoplasm. The record is from RefSeq and is a predicted model, not a curated record. NCBI's taxonomy places the organism in Eukaryota, Metazoa, Arthropoda, Malacostraca, Amphipoda, Hyalellidae.
UUCAUCCUGACUGGCAGGCCGCGGUACAGAAGGAACUUGACCAGCACCUCAAAGAUACUGGCCGAGAUCUUCCCACCAUCGAGGAUAAAAACAAGCUUGUGAAGACAUCGGCGUUCUUGACUGAAGUGAUGCGGUUCCGCUGCACGGACCCACUCACCGUGCCUCACACGUGCACAAAUGACACCAUGUUGCAGGGUCACCGUAUCCCGAAGAACGCGACGCUAUGCGUCAACUUGCGCAGCAUAAUGAUGGACGAGUCCUACUGGGGUGACCCCUUUGUUUUCAGACCUGACCGCUUCAUUGCAGAUGAUGGAACUCUCAAGAAAGAUGAACGUGUCAUUAUCUUUGGCAAAGGGAAACGCGUCUGCGCUGGCGAAGCCUUGGGCCGGAUGAGCACUUUCCUGCUUUUUGCGGGACUGACGGCACAUUUGUCGUUCUUCUUGCCGCCGGGAGACCCUGUCCCAGACACUGAGGGCGUAACAGGCUUCACUCUCGGGCCUCCUCCCUUCAGGAUUAUUGCUAAACGGCGCAAUCAUUCAAGCCAUUGCUAAUAAAAUUUCAAUAUUGCGUUAUCAUAACAGCACUUCGAUAACCCAAACGGCUUGCCGGUGAUACUUAGAUUGAAAGAUAAUUUUUUUUUUCAAAAGCCAUUCAUUUCGUUAUUAUUCAAUAGCAAAUCCUAUAACUCGAUAGAAUAGUAAUUAUUCGUUUAUCUCAUUCCACAAAUGUUUAUACGAGCCCAAAUAUGUUUAACAAUUUUUGCAUCAAUGAAUUUUUACUUCCUUUAUGAAUAUAAGCAAAAUGCUGAGACCAAGUGAAAAUAUUAUUCUUCCAACCCAAUUUAGACCAGCGUCUACCCGUUAUCGACGCAGCGAUGCUUCCCGAUUAAGGACUAUUGUACCCAAAUUACUCUGAACA